Molecule: messenger RNA, 480 nt
Organism: Boleophthalmus pectinirostris (great blue-spotted mudskipper)
Lineage: Eukaryota; Metazoa; Chordata; Actinopteri; Gobiiformes; Gobiidae
Gene: lhb
Product: luteinizing hormone subunit beta
Exons: 4
Coding region: 49-480 (143 amino acids)
Biological process (GO): G protein-coupled receptor signaling pathway; ovulation
Cellular component (GO): extracellular region; cytoplasm
Molecular function (GO): hormone activity
Source: RefSeq, a predicted model, not a curated record
CGCCACCACCACCUCCUCUACCACCAUCACCGCGCUUCACACAGGACCAUGGCAGUGCUCUCGGGCUCUUCUCUCAGCUCCCUCCUGCUCAUCACCGGGCUCUCCGCCUGGUCUGUGCCUCCUGCAGAGGGCUUCCACCUGCCGCGCUGUGAGCUGUUGAACCAGACGGUGUCUCUGGAGAAGGAGGGCUGUCCUCGCUGUCACACUGUGGAGACCACCAUCUGCAGCGGCCACUGCCCCACCAAGGACCCUGUGUUCAAAAUCCCGUUGGGUCACGUGUACCAGGACGUGUGCACGUACAGGGACUACUUCUACCGUGAGCUGGAGCUGCCAGACUGCCCCCUGGGAGUGGACCCCGUGGUGCGCUACCCGGUGGCCCUGAGCUGUCACUGCGGCCGCUGCUCCAUGGACACGUCCGACUGCACCUUCGAAAGUCUCCAGCCCAACUUCUGCACCAACGACAUCGCCUUCUACUACUGA